Moneuplotes crassus is the source of this 796-nucleotide messenger RNA. The record is from the annotation of a GenBank genome assembly. NCBI's taxonomy places the organism in Eukaryota, Ciliophora, Spirotrichea, Euplotida, Euplotidae.
UGAAAAUGAGGAAAUCAUCAGUCAGGAAUACCUACUUGAGCAGCACUAUUAAUAAGGCCUCAAAGACUAGUCGGGACCGAGCAAAGCAGAAAUAUGAGACCCAUGAGAGAUAUAUUAUUGAGCAAGAACCUGACUGGGCAGAGACACUUACUUGUGGGAUUUACUCCAAGGAAAAUCGUUAUAAGAUAAUCAUUCACGAAGUUGUGAAGCAACAGAAGCAGCUAAUGGGCGUGUACGAGAAGAGCACCAGAUGCUCAAGGAUUUGUUGCUGUUUUCCAAGAUGGCGGGCUUACAACGGAGCCAUUUUCACAGAAGACUCAGAGCCAGAGCUAAUGUACUCCUACGAAAAAUCUUUUAGUAUCCCAUGUCUGGGGUGCUGAAGGCCUGAAAUCAGAGUCUACGACCACGAUGAGACUUAUCUCGGCAUGAUUAGGAACAAAUUUAGCUGUUUUAAGAUGAUAAUGGAGAUUUUAGAUGUAAAUGGCAAUCCGAUUUACGAAAUCAGUGGUACUAAGUGUACCCUAGGAUUCUGCUUCGAACCACUUUGAUCAACAUGCUCUCCAGUUAGCUACGAUAUUAAGGACCUGAGAAAGGAUGGUGUUGUUCUGUCUAAGGUCGUCAAACACUCCACUGGAUGAGGAAUGGAAUGUACAACCAAUGCUGAUCGGUAUUAUCUUGAUUUCUCAUCUGUGAUGACUUAUGAAGAAAGAGUAUGAUUGACAGUUGCCGUCCAUGAAAUUGACAUGCUUUGGUUUGAGAAGAAGGUUCCACUUAUGUGUUAGUACAAAUAUCGCAC